AUGGCCCAGGGUGAAUCUUCCGCAAGCGCUGAGCGCAAUGGCGCCAAAGCAUCAACUACAGGUCCUGCCGACUACGAGCUGCCUUGGGUUGAGAAAUACCGCCCCGUCUUCCUUGAUGACGUUGUCGGCAAUACCGAGACAAUCGAGCGCUUAAAGAUUAUUGCCAAAGAUGGAAACAUGCCUCACGUUAUCAUUUCAGGUAUGCCAGGUAUUGGAAAGACUACUUCUGUUCUCUGUCUGGCGCGGCAGUUGCUGGGUGAUGCGUAUAAGGAGGCUGUUCUGGAGCUAAAUGCCAGUGACGAGAGAGGCAUCGAUGUGGUUCGUAACCGGAUCAAGGGCUUUGCGCAGAAGAAAGUCACCUUACCCCCGGGCCGACACAAGCUUGUUAUCCUCGAUGAAGCCGACAGCAUGACCCCCGGUGCCCAGCAAGCACUGCGCCGCACAAUGGAAAUCUACUCGACGACCACUCGAUUCGCCUUUGCCUGCAACCAAUCGAACAAGAUCAUUGAGCCUCUUCAAUCACGUUGCGCCAUUCUUCGAUAUGCCCGAUUGACCGAUGCCCAAGUAGUGAAGCGUCUCAUGCAAGUCUGCGAGGCCGAGAAGGUCGAACACUCAGAAGAUGGAAUCGCCGCCUUGGUCUUCAGUGCCGAAGGUGACAUGCGCCAGGCUCUCAACAACCUGCAGAGUACCUGGUCUGGAUUUGGUUUUGUCAGUGGGGACAAUGUUUUCCGUGUCGUUGACAGCCCUCAUCCUGUCAAGGUCCAGGCGAUGGUUAAGGCUUGUUGGGAAGGCAAGGUGGAUGCUGCGCUUGAGACGCUGAACGAGCUAUGGACUUUGGGGUAUUCUUCUCACGACAUCAUCAGCACUAUGUUUCGAGUCACCAAAACUAUUCCGACACUUUCAGAACACGCCAAAUUGGAGUUCAUUCGCGAGAUUGGCUUCACCCACAUGCGCAUCCUGGAAGGUGUGCAGUCACUACUCCAGCUCAGCGGCUGUGUGUCGAAGCUCUGCAAGAUCAACAUGAAGCCUGAGCUUUUUCUGCCUAUGAAGGCUUAA
Molecule: messenger RNA, 1056 nt
Organism: Penicillium atrosanguineum
Lineage: Eukaryota; Fungi; Ascomycota; Eurotiomycetes; Eurotiales; Aspergillaceae
Product: replication factor C subunit 4
Exons: 4
Coding region: 1-1056 (351 amino acids)
Biological process (GO): DNA repair; DNA-templated DNA replication
Cellular component (GO): nucleus; Rad17 RFC-like complex; Elg1 RFC-like complex
Molecular function (GO): ATP binding; DNA clamp loader activity; DNA binding
Source: RefSeq, a predicted model, not a curated record